CGACCCGCGCACCCUGUUGGAUUCUUAAUUUCCCAAACUAUCCCCAAAUUCCCAAACCCUCGCGACGCUCAGUGUCCGUCACCGUUCUCUCUCUGCGACCACUCUCGCUGUGGAAAAAUCUCAAGCUCAGGUUGAUGGCAAUCACACCCAUUUGAGUGCAUUUCUUCUUUUUCAUGGUCCACGAACGCCGCAAGAAUUCAUUUCUACUCUCAAUUUCAGACUUCGCCAAAGAUAUGGCAGGUAAAGGUAGAGGUAGGGGUAGAGGAAGGGGAAGAGGAAAGGCUUCCUCCUCUCAACCAUCUAUACAGUCAAGCUUAGCUCCUUUAUCUACUCCGUCUCUUCCUCCACAGUCUUCACAUUCCCAUAUUGAGCCUAGACCUACACCAUCCCAUACUAAGCCUACACUUAUCCACCUUCCCAAUCCACAAACUGUCACUCCAUCGGCCUUUUCUUCCCAUUCCCAAACUGUGGCUACACAUACUUUAUCACCUCAUUUAAUUGGAACAUCUACAAAUAUGUUAGGUGAUCCUUCCCCUAAUUCAUCUGCAGAACCACAGGAUGAGGUAGCAUCCGUAGCACCAGAAGAUAUCACAUGGGGGGAAAAGGAUGUAGAUGGACGAGUUUGGAUCAAACCUGCACCUGGAAAUAACUUUUAUCCUGAGCAUAAAACAAAGGGUAAGAUCACGAAAAUCUUCAAAAACAAGUUUGAAGGAGCUUGGUCAAGUUGGAGUAAUGUAGAUGAUGAUACAAUCAACAUGUGGUUUGAGGAAUUUAAGUCAAUGUUCAAGUGGUUGGAAAAGGAUGAGGACCACAUUAAAAAGUGCUUCCAUAGUAGGGGAUCAGAGGCCCUGAGCAAGGCAAUGUAUAAGGUGUGGAGUGGUGAAGAUAAGGGUUACUGGAUUAACCCAAACAUGUUAGAACAACUGAAGCUUGAAUGGAAAAAUGAGGAUGGGCUAGAAAAAUCUAGCAAAAGCCAGGAAAAUAGGCAAUCCGUAGACGAACACAAUGUGCCCAGUGAAAAAGACCAUGCUACAGGAACGAUGGCAGGUAGAGGUAAAGGAAGAGAAAGGGGAAGGGGAAGGGGAAAGGUGGCCUCUCAACCAUCUGUUCCUCCCCAAUCUUCACAUUCUCCUAUUGAGCCUACACCUAGGUCACCUCCUCGUACCCGUACUAGUACUAGGCCUUCACCUAUCAACCUUCCACAUCCUAUCAACCUUCCACAUUCACAAACUGUCCCAACAACGUCCCUAUCUUCCCAUUCCCAAACUGAGCCUGCACAUAUUCCAUCACCUCAUUUGCAGAUUGGAGCAUCUUCAGAGUUAGCAUCCUUUAGACUAUUGGACAUCCCAUGGGGGGAAGAGGAUGAAGAUGGACGUGUUUGGAUCAAACCUGCAGCUGGAAACAACUUUUAUCCUGAGGAUAAAACAAGGGGUAAAAUCACAAAAAUCUUCAAAAAAAAGUUUGAAGGGCCUUGGUUGUCUUGGGGGAAUGUAGAUGAGGAAACGAUGAACAUGUGGUUUGAGGAUUUUAAGGCAAUGUUCAAGUGGUUGGAAAGAGACGAGGACCGCAUUAAAAAGUGCUUCCAUAGUAGGGGAACUGAGGCACUGAGCAAUGCUAUGUAUAGGGUGCGUAGUGGUCAAGAUAAGGGUAACUGGAUUAACCCGAAUAUAUUGGAACAACUAAGGCUUGAAUGGAACAAUGAGGAUUGGCUUGAAAAGUCUAGGAAAAACAAGCAAAAUAGGCACUCCAAAGUGGAACUCAAUGUGCAUGGUGGAGGGUCUAUAUCUGCAAGGGAGCAUGCUAAAAGAAUGAGGAUCGAAAAUAACAAGGAACCAACAUGUUUUGAGCUUUAUGAGCGGCUUCACAGGCCCAAGGGAAAGCCAGAUCAAUGGUUUAAUGAGACUCAAGGGAAGAUUGCUGAAACUUACCAAACACAAAUAGCUGAAAAGCAAUCUCAGGGCGGCGAGGGUACUAGUCAGCAAAAUGAUGAUGAUAACGUCUUCUUAAAUGUUGUUGGAAGCAUUAGUAAAAAAGGACGGAUAUAUGGAAUAGGUUCUCUGGGUGCGGAUGUCAAAGCAUCUUCUUCUUCACCAGGUGAAGUAACAUCAGAAGAGGUGGUUGCAAUGAAGGCUAUGAUUCAUGCUCUAGCUGUUGAAGUUAAGCAAAAGAAUCUUGAACAACAAAUUAUGAUGUCAAAGAUGGAAGAGUGGGAGAAGAUGUUUAGGAGUCUUAUGCCAAAUAAAAAAGUGCGAACAUCUCCGCAGACACUCACAGGACAGGAUAAAAAUUAUGAUGAGAAUUUGGGUGAAGAUGAUAUGGAUGAAGAUGAUAAUCAAGAUGAUUAGUUUUACUUGUAUAUUUUGUUGUCGUGACUAGAUUGUUGUUUUUGUAUUAUGGUUGGAUUACAUUCAACUUGGUGUUAACUAACUGUUCCUUUCUUGCUUUCUAAAGUUUGCGACUGUAUGAAAUAUGUAUUUUGAAGUUAACAA
This is a messenger RNA of Lotus japonicus, 2489 nucleotides long. RefSeq lists its product as uncharacterized. The transcript is spliced from 9 exons. The record is from RefSeq and is a predicted model, not a curated record. NCBI's taxonomy places the organism in Eukaryota, Viridiplantae, Streptophyta, Magnoliopsida, Fabales, Fabaceae. The coding region runs from base 174 to 2345 and encodes 723 amino acids.